Molecule: messenger RNA, 3060 nt
Organism: Chelonia mydas (Green sea turtle)
Lineage: Eukaryota; Metazoa; Chordata; Testudines; Cheloniidae
Gene: SLC27A6
Product: solute carrier family 27 member 6
Exons: 10
Coding region: 1-1863 (620 amino acids)
Molecular function (GO): long-chain fatty acid-CoA ligase activity; long-chain fatty acid transmembrane transporter activity
Source: RefSeq, a predicted model, not a curated record
AUGUUACCCUAUUGGGUAACGGGCGCCGCAGCUGGGAUUGUCUCCCUGCAUCUCAUCCAGAAACUCCUCUUCCCCUACUUCUGGCACGAACUUAUAUACCUGCUGAAAGUGAUAAAAUUUGGGCUGACCAUAGAGAUCUACAGGCUGCGAGGGAGGAUUUUCACGGUGCUGGACAGGUUUGUGAAACAAGCUGAAAGGCAGCCCCACAAGCCAUUCAUCGUCUAUGAAGGGGAUGUUCACACCUACCAGGACGUGGACAGGAGGAGUAACAGGGUAGCUCGGGUCUUCUUGCAACAGGGAGCGCUGAAAAAGGGGGAUACCGUGGCCCUGCUGAUGAGCAAUGAACCUGACUUCAUCCAUGUGUGGUUUGGAGUGGCCAAGCUGGGCUGUGUGGUAGCUUUCCUCAACUUCAACGUCCGCUCCAGGUCCCUUCUGCAUUCUAUCAGUAACUGUGAGCCCAAGAUACUCAUUGUGGGAGAAGAUAUGCUUGGGACAUUAGAGGAGAUUCUUCCUAGCCUCCAAAAAGAUAUUGGUGUUUGGGUAAUGACAAAAGACUGCACUCUGCCAAGUGUUAAUACCCUUUUAGACAAACUGGAAGCUGCAUCUGAAGACUGUGUACCAGUUAACCUCCGCUCUGCAAACAACCUCAAGUCCUCUGUACUCUACAUUUUUACCUCAGGAACUACAGGUCUACCAAAAGCUGCAGUUAUUAGUCAUCUGCAGAUUCUAAAAGGAGCUGCUGGAUUAUGGGCAUUUGGUGCUACUGCAGAUGACACUGUUUAUAUAACUCUCCCUCUUUACCACAGUGCAGCUUCUGUCCUUGGCAUUGCUGGAUGUAUUAAAUUGGGUGCAACUUGCGUCUUAAGAAAGAAAUUCUCAGCUAGUCAAUUCUGGAGUGACUGCAAAAAGUAUAAUGUGACUGUUAUACAGUAUAUUGGAGAGCUUUGUCGUUAUCUUUGCAACCAACCUGUGAAAGAAGGAGAAAAAGAUCACAAAGUUCGCUUGGCAGUUGGAAAUGGAGUAAGGAGUGAUGUAUGGAGAGAAUUUUUAGGCCGAUUUGGUGACAUCAAAAUGUGUGAGUUUUAUGGGGCUACUGAAGGAAACAUUUCUUUCAUGAACCACACUGGGAAAAUAGGAUCUGUGGGACGUACUAAUUUCUUUUAUAAGCUUUUUUUCCCUUUUGACUUAAUCAAGUAUGAUUUUAAAAAAGAUGAACCGAUUAGAAAUAGGCAUGGUUGGUGUGAGAAGGUUAAGAAAGGUGAGGCUGGUCUUCUCAUUUCCAAAGUGAAUGCAAAGAAUCCCUUCUUUGGUUAUGCUGGGAAUAAGAAACAUACAGAAAAGAAAUUACUCUGCGAGGUGUUUAAGAAGGGAGACAUUUAUUUCAAUACAGGGGAUCUGAUGGUUCAAGACCAAGAGAAUUUUCUUUACUUUUUGGAUAGGAUCGGGGAUACCUACAGAUGGAAAGGAGAGAAUGUUGCAACUACUGAAGUUUCUGAUGUCAUUGGUAUGUUGGACUUCAUACAGGAAGCCAAUGUAUAUGGUGUUCCUGUGCCAGAUCAUGAAGGAAAAGUGGGAAUGGUCUCUGUUACUUUGAAGCCCAAUAAGUCAUUAGAUUUAGAACAAAUGUAUGAACAAGUUGUGACAUAUCUACCAGGCUAUGCUUGCCCACUAUUUUUAAGACUCCAGGAAACAAUGGAAAUGACAGGAACUUUCAAACAACAAAAAUUUCGGUUGGUGAGGGAAGGGUUUAAUCCAUCUGCAAUCACUGAUCCACUUUAUUUUUUAUACAGUUCUAAAAAAUCUUAUGUUCCAUUAACCAAAGAACUUCAUGACAAGAUCUUAUCUGGGCAACUGAAACUUUAAUUAGUGUUAAAUUAACAGAUUUGAUAACUACUUUGUAAGAAGCAACAAAGGCACUAAGUAAUAUUUCUAUGUAGCUUGUAUUCUUGAUAUUUUGCAGCCAUAUCUUUUUGGAUUCAGAAGUUUCACUACACCUUUAAUUUUUGAUUGUCACCGAACACUAAUAAUUUUCUACCUCCUGAAACACCAAAUAUACUUAUAUUACUUAGGAAACAUGUUUAAAAUGUAUCUUCUUUGUGAUUCGGGGUAUGAACGUCUUGAACCUAUUUUCUAUAUCAGACAUGAAUGAGUGAUAGUUACAGAAAAAUAAUAAUAUACACAGAAAUAAAUUAUAUUGGAAAAAUAUACUACUGUUAGUAUUGUUGCUUGAGACUAACAUCUAUUUUACUGUACUUAAUAGUUUUCCUGUAAAUUUCAUAAAGCCUAAUGAUUAUUUAUAAAAUGUUAAAAUUAAAAAGGAACUGAAGAAAGGUAGGGAAAAAAACACAACAAACUAUAAUUUUCCUGCUCUAUGAAAACAUUGACUUAAGCUGCUUAGUUUCAAUACAUGGAAGGCAUACAGCAUACAUUGUUUUUAUCUCCUUCCCUCAGGGCAUCUGGAUCUUGGUUCUGUCCUCAUCUGAUUCCUAAUCCACUUACCUUCUGCAGCAUAUUUAAAUUCCUUGUCCACAUGCAAGAUGCAAGUUUACUGCUCUAAGGGCCCAGUCCAAAGCCGUUGAAGGCAAUGGUGAUCUCUCUGGCUUUUUCCAUUCACUUCCAUACAUGAGGGAACCAUCCCUCUUCCUGACCUUGUUUUCCAUAAUCCAAUCUUAAACGCACACAUGCCUAAAGCCUACAAAUCAUAAUGCUCCCUCAAAGCAACAUCAAAAAUAUAAAUAAGAAGAGAGUUGGACACCAAAAAAUCCUCUUAACAAAACAUGGAACUAACGAAAUGUGUGGUAGCUUCACUGCUCAGCAGCAUGCCUUUUUGUUGCAAUCUAUUCCCUUCCUUCAUUUGUACCUUGUCUCUUUAGAUUGUAAACUCCUGAGGGCAGGGUAUACUGUCUGGUAAAGCAACUAGCACACUUUUGGCACUGGAUAAAAAUAUCCAUGCAUUGAUGUGCAUAGUCCUGGUCUGUUGGGUAGUGUUGCUCAGAUGUAGUUAGGACAAAUGGAUUGGAAGUCAUUGCCAGCUGAGGGCAAAAAUUGUUCUUAGAACAU